Ochotona princeps (American pika) is the source of this 1002-nucleotide messenger RNA. RefSeq names its product olfactory receptor 52A5-like. Gene Ontology annotation, cellular component: membrane. The coding region runs from base 1 to 1002 and encodes 333 amino acids. Gene Ontology annotation, molecular function: G protein-coupled receptor activity; olfactory receptor activity. The record is from RefSeq and is a predicted model, not a curated record. Gene Ontology annotation, biological process: G protein-coupled receptor signaling pathway. Lineage: Eukaryota; Metazoa; Chordata; Mammalia; Lagomorpha; Ochotonidae. The transcript has a single exon.
AUGGAAGAUAAGACAACAAUUAAACUGCUUGAUACGACUCAUGAAAUCAGCGUGCUCACAUUAAAUGCAUCUACCUUCAUGCCUUCUGUGUUUACUCUAAUUGGGAUUCCCGGCCUGGAGUCAGUGCAGUGUUGGAUUGGGUUUCCAUUCUGUGUCAUGUACAUCAUUGCUGUGUUUGGGAAUUCCUUAAUCAUAGUCAUAAUUAAAAUUGAAAACAGCCUCCAUCUGCCCAUGUAUAUUUUCCUAGCCAUGUUGGCAGCCACAGACAUUGCACUCAGCACUUGUAUUCUUCCAAAAAUGUUGGGUAUCUUCUGGUUUAAUUUGACAGAGAUUUAUUUUGAUGCCUGUCUGCUACAAAUGGGGCUCAUUCACUCACUCCAGGCAAUUGAAUCAGGAGUCUUGCUGGCUAUGGCCCUGGAUCGCUAUGUGGCCAUUUGUAACCCCUUGAGACAUGCUACUUUCUUCUCACAACAACUCUUGAUUUCCAUUGGUGUUGGUGUGACACUCAGGCCCAUUAUUCUCACAAUACCAUCCCUGCUUCUCAUCAAAUGUCGUCUCAGGUUGUACAAAACCACCAUCAUUGCCCACUCUUAUUGUGAGCACAUGGCCAUCGUGAAACUAGCAGCUGAAGAUGUUCGUGUCAACAAGACAUACGGGCUGUUUGUUGCCUUCACCAUCCUAGGGUUUGACAUCAUCUUUAUCACUUUGUCUUAUAUCCAAAUCUUUAUCACUGUGUUUCAACUGCCCCAGAAAGAGGCACGGCUCAAGGCCUUCAAUACCUGCAUUGCCCACAUCUGUGUCUUCUUACAGUUCUACCUUCUGGCCUUCUUCUCCUUCUUCACACACAGGUUUGGGUCUCAUAUACCACCGUAUGUGCAUAUCCUCCUGUCAAGUCUUUACCUGUUAGUUCCCCCUUUUCUCAACCCUAUUGUCUAUGGAGUUAAGACCAAACAAAUCCGUGACCAUGUCUUCAAAAUGCUCUGCUCAGAAAAAUCCCCAUGA